Messenger RNA from Trichophyton benhamiae CBS 112371, 1509 nucleotides. RefSeq lists its product as uncharacterized. Gene Ontology annotation, molecular function: snoRNA binding. The record is from RefSeq and is a predicted model, not a curated record. Gene Ontology annotation, biological process: rRNA processing. Bases 1 to 1509 code for a protein of 502 amino acids. NCBI's taxonomy places the organism in Eukaryota, Fungi, Ascomycota, Eurotiomycetes, Onygenales, Arthrodermataceae. The transcript has 3 exons. Gene Ontology annotation, cellular component: preribosome, small subunit precursor; cytoplasm; nucleolus.
AUGCCGAAACCGACCGCGAAGACAUUGUCUUCCGAACGGCGACAUAUACCCCUAGCGGACGAAAUAACAUCUGCUGGCCAUCUCAGAACAAAAUCGGGCAGCAAACGGAAGUCAAGGUCCGAAGACGAGACGGAAGACGACCACUACCUCGAUUCGAAGUCCUCAAAGAAGAUCCUGCAAAUUGGAAGAGAUCUCGCCGAGGAAGACGCGGCAGAGGCCAGGGCUGCUGCAGAGGCUGCUGGUAUUGAUUUAAAAGCAAAGGCUGCGUUUGAUUUUGAGUCCCGACUAGCUGGAGAGGAGUCAAGAUACGAAGACGAUGAAGAUAUUGUCCAAUAUGAUGAUGAUGCGCAGUGGGAAGACGAAGGAGAAAUUGAGGAAGUGGAAGUCGACCCCAAUGACUUGGAUAUGUUUCACAAAUUUCUCCCACGAGACGAAGAAGAUCCUGUGUUUCACCCACGGGAGGGUAGUACAGAAGGCAAUGGCGAAAGUACCAAUUUAGCGGAUCUCAUACUUGAGAAGAUUGCAGCACAUGAAGCAGGCCAGUCAACGGAGCCCCUUGUUCUCGGGGGGGGUGCUCCAGAAGACGCCAUCGAGAUUCCAGCUAAGGCAUUAGAAGUCUACGAUAAAGUCGGUUACCUCCUCUCACGUUACAAAUCUGGCCCCCUCCCCAAGCCAUUCAAAAUUCUACCUACUCUACCAUACUGGGACGCCCUACUCUCGGUCACCAAACCGGAGGCGUGGACUCCAAACGCAAUUUACGCCGGUACUAGGAUAUUCAUAUCCGCAAAACCUCACAUUGCCCAACAGUUCAUCUCCAUGGUGCUCCUAGAACGAGUCCGAGAUGAUAUUAGAGAAACAAAGAAACUGCAUGUACACAUAUACAACGCUUUAAAGAAGGCCUUGUAUAAACCUGCGUGCUUCUUUAAGGGACUUUUGUUCCCACUCAUAGCCAGUGGAACUUGCACACUACGAGAAGCACAGAUAGUAUCCAGUGUGAUAACGCGAGUGUCUAUACCCGUCCUUCACUCAGCCGCUGCACUUCUCCGGUUAUGCGAGAUUUCAGCAGAACAAACCAUAUCAUCUUUCAAUGCAGAGGGCACGGGUGCUACAAACAUGUUCAUCCGUGUAUUCCUAGAUAAGAAAUAUGCACUGCCAUAUAAAGUCAUUGAUGCCUUGGUAUUCCAUUUUCUCCGCUUCCGUACUACGAAGCCAGAUGAGAACGGCGAUGCAAGUAUGAAUGGGACAGGAUCGUACUCAGCCGCUGCUGCAAGGGACUAUAAGCUUCCCGUCCUAUGGCAUCAAUCGCUUCUUGCAUUUGCCCAGCGCUAUCGUAACGAUAUCACGGAGGACCAGCGUGAGGCGCUACUUGAUCUUUUGCUGUCAAAUGGGCAUAAAGACAUUGGCCCAGAGGUACGGAGGGAGCUGCUGGCCGGAAGAGGGAGAGGAGUUGUUGUACCUGAAGUUGUUGAAAACAACGGAGGUGAUGAUACAAUGGAUAUGACGAUAUAA